AUUAACUUUUUUUUUCGCAUACAAAAAAAUAAAAAUUCAUAAAAACAAGAAGAAGGAAAGAAUGAUACAGAGAAGAGAAAAAUAUACAAUAAAAUUAUAAGAAAUGCAUUGAAUCCUUUUGUAUUUAUAUUUUCUCUGUACGAAUAAAUUAUUGAUGCGGUCUUUUUCUGCGGCAAUAUUGAACCAAAAACUUCGUGAAAGAAAACAAAGUUGUGAAUGUGAACGAUUCAAGAUGAAAUUAAGAUAAAAUAGUGUUAAAGAACAAAUAAUAUGCCCAUGAAAACUUCAACAUAAGCGCACCUUUCAACACAAAAUUAACACAUUAAAAAACAACUACACGAAAAAAAAUUAUUUUAAAGGAAAUAACAAAACUGUGCAUGUCCUCUCUCCCGUGCAUACGCAAUAAAAGUAUUUGUUCAGACAAGACAUAAACAAUCAGUAUUAUUUAAGACGUUGUGAGAAUAAAUAAACGCGCAAAUGGAAGUGUGUUGUUUAAAAAUGGCAUCCAGAUGCAGGUCACCUGGCGCCGUCGUACGUGACAUCACACGCCUUCCCAAUGCCACAACGUCGCACGAUUGCGGCUCAUUAUCACGUGUCGUGAUGGUACGGAAGACAGAUCAACGACUAAUUAACCACGUUGGUCCCAAAAAGGACCCGCAAUGCGAGUUGAUCACAUUAGAAACGAUUCAAACGUAUCGCGGGCACAAACCCGAACGAACAGUUGUCAUCAAAAAGUCACGCGAUCUCUCAAAUAGCGAAAUGAGGUCUUCUCUGUCGCCCUGUCGAUCUUUGCUGAACUCCACGAGCAGCGAAAAAGAUACAAGAAGUCUUCUCACAAACGGCACCGAUGAAAUUGACGGAAGUUUUGACAUGACAGACUCGAAUGCGAACUCGAACGAUAAGAACAACAACGAAAACUCCCCCGCGGUCCUCAAUAAAAUGCAACAACGAGCUUCCGUGCGUGAAAGUAGUGUGAGUUUCGCGACUUCCACAGAAAGUCUCGUGGAACGAUUGAAGUCGAGUGAGCGUUUUAGCAACCGGAAAUCGAAAUCGCCGUCGCCAAUUGUUCGGAGAUGCACGAGCGCCGGCACCGGAUUCACAGACUUUGAAAUUGAUUGUCUCAAGGCGCACAACGAAUAUCGCAGCAAACACGGCGUGCCUUCGCUGAAGCUCAAUAAACGGUUGUGUCGAUAUGCGGAGGAAUGGGCGCGAGUAAUUGCCGCUCGCGGGGUCCUGGCGCAUCGCAGUAACAGCGAAUAUGGCGAAAAUAUCUUUUGUGUGUGGAGUUCGAGCGUUUUGGCGACGGGCGUUGUGAGCGGAAGAGAACCUGUCGAUAAUUGGUAUAGCGAAGUCGAUAAACAUGUGUUCGGAAAGGAGCCAAGUACGCUGAAAACGGGACAUUUUACGCAAGUUGUGUGGAAGGAUAGUCGGGAAUUGGGCGUUGGUGUUGGAAGUAAUAGAUCUGGUCAAACUUAUGUCGUAUGCAAUUACGAUCCUCCCGGCAAUUUCAUCGGCAGUUUCUCGGAAAAUGUUCCCCCAAUCGGCGGAUUUCCCAUACCAAAGAUCGUCAUCGACAAAUCGUAUGACUCUGACACUCCCGAUGACUUUACUGAUUUUGCCAAAGCUAUGUUGCGCCAUCACAAUGAAUUCCGGAAACGACAUGGAGCACAUGAGCUAAAAUUAAACAAAAUCCUCACCAAAGACGCACAACAUUGGGCCGAAAUCCUUGCGCGCGACGAUCGCUUCACGUAUCGACAGAAUUCCGCGUACGGCGAGAAUCUUUACUGCCUUUGGUCGUCGGAUCGCAAUGCAAAAGUGAGCCCCAAGGAAAUUUGUCGUUCGUGGUAUGACGAAGUGAAGGAAUAUAAUUUCGAUACGGAACCACGUGGCGUUUUGAAGGCAGGGCAAUUUACGCAACUCGUCUGGAAAGCGUCGAAAGAUCUCGGCAUCGGCAUGGCGAAGACAAAAAAGGGAAAAGUUCUUGUUGUGGCAACGUAUUAUCCGCGUGGAAAUAUUAUCGGGCAGUUUAUGCUGAAUGUGGGACGAGGAAGAUUUUAAAAAAAACUGAAGGAGAAGGAAAGAAAAGACUUUUGACAUGAAAUUUGUGCCAUCCCCGCGGUUUCCCGAUUUUUAUUAGAAAAAAAACAAACGAAAUGGAAAAUUUUUUGCAUGCUUUUCUUUGUAAAUUAACGUUUUUUAGUUUUAGGUCAAGUAUUUAUGGAAAAAAAUAAUAAAUUAACAGUGAAAUAUUUAAAAUAAGGCAAAAAUUCUAAAUUUUUAAAAAGGUAGCGAGCUCGAUAUGUUUUGUUUUCAGCUAACGUUCUUGCAAUAAAAAAUGU
Molecule: messenger RNA, 2339 nt
Organism: Culicoides brevitarsis
Lineage: Eukaryota; Metazoa; Arthropoda; Insecta; Diptera; Ceratopogonidae
Exons: 6
Coding region: 478-2058 (526 amino acids)
Cellular component (GO): extracellular region
Source: RefSeq, a predicted model, not a curated record